This is a messenger RNA of Mizuhopecten yessoensis (Yesso scallop), 2293 nucleotides long. RefSeq lists its product as uncharacterized. The coding region runs from base 53 to 508 and encodes 151 amino acids. The record is from RefSeq and is a predicted model, not a curated record. NCBI's taxonomy places the organism in Eukaryota, Metazoa, Mollusca, Bivalvia, Pectinida, Pectinidae. The transcript has 2 exons.
AGUAUAUAACUGUAUAAAUCUUUGUUUAUAUUUACAGAACACGACGAUAAUAAUGGGCAAUUCGAACUCCACCCAAAGACGCGACCCAUCAGUACAGGGAAAUCAGGACCCUCUUGGAUCGCACCUGAGAUAUACAUGUAACAUAAUUGAUGAUCAUUCCAUCAAUUACGUACUUCGUAUAAACGCCCACCGUCUUACCCCGUCAGAAAAAGCCAUGGGGCGAGAGGCUCAAAGUCUGGCUACCCAGGAACUCAACCGAACCAUGGAGAACUGUGAGCUGGCGAUGUAUCUUGACCAUACUACCAUAACACUGACAGCCGGCAACUGUGACAAUAAAAUAAUAAUGUUACAGAGAUAUGAGGGUAACAUUGAAUGGAAAUUCACGAAAAGAUCAUUCACACAGACGUUGUACAGCGGUGUUCGUUGGAUAGGCAGUCACUUACUUGGUUUCUUUCUGGAACUCCUGGGGAUUGCUGCAGGCGCCGUCGUGAGAGCCAUAAAGCCCUGAACCCUUAUUGGAAUCGUCUUUCAACAAUGUGUAAACCAUUAUCUCUUAAGGUCAUACUUGUACGCCUCCUUACAUGCCAUGCAUGUUUUACAUUCGUGUAAAAACUGUUUGUAAUUUUGUCCCAUAAUAAAAUGGACGGGAUUUAUAUACUUAUCAAUGUCUGUCCAUCCAUCAGUUUACUUUUCAUUUUAUUGCAACAAAUCAUUAUAUAUUUUUUAUGCAAUAGUACCUCGAACGAUUUCGCGUUUCGAGGUCACGAAUCUAAGGUCACUGUUACUUUAAAUAGACAAUAUUUGUUACCGGUCCGCUCCACUGACUCCAGAUAAUAUUUUGAUGUGAAUGGAAUUAUUCUAGCAUUCAGUUUAGAUCGUCGUCGAUCUAGUGUUAAGGUCGCUGUUACAAUAUAUAAAAUAUUUUUUUCAGCACUAUACUGAUUUUAAUGUUCUUUUCGUCUGAAUUACAACAUUUUAUACUUGCUUCUUGUUUAUUCGGCGUUAUAUACAUUUUUUUUCAAGUAUCAAACUCACAAACUUACACCGAACCUGUAAUUCGGAAUGUAGAACUACAGUGAUAGUGAAAUCGGGACCAGUUCAACGGAAGACAUGAACCCAGAUAUGUUGAAAAUGGAACCUGAGUUUCUGGUCUGUUAAACCAAUCAACCCGUUGGAAACUGAUCCCUUUUGACAACGGAUCAGAAUGUUAUGAUGCAUUAUUAUUCGCUGGGCACCAGAUGAGAUGCAUAUUUUGUUAUCACGCUAUCCAUCAAUCUAUCCGCCUGUAAUCCGGUCAUUUACUAUUUUAUACGUCCAUCGAAAGACGGGACGCGCAAGUUAUCCGACUGUAAUUUACUCACUGAGUUAUACCCCUUUAAUUAAUUUCUGAAACAUUUUCCGCUCGAUAUCUCGAGCAAUUUUCGAUCAAUACAUUUCAAACUUCAUAGGAUGGCUAAUUACCACGAGUUCUAGGACAAGUUUUAUAAUCCCCAUCAUGUGACUGUAACUUACUGAGUUUAAUCAAUUAAUAAAACAAUGUCUGCUCGCUAUCUCAAGACCCUUUGUUCAAUUAAUGAAAAAGUGUCCGCUUGCUAUCUCAAGUAAUUUUAAUUAACUUCAAACCUCAUGGGAAGUUUAAUUUCCAUGAUAGCUGGGUUGAAUAAUUUGAUAAUUUAGAAUGAAUUGAAUUUUAUCGUAUUGAACAAUGCUUAGCUAUUGGCAGGAGUUUCUUGGUUAUCUCCCCCUUGGCGAACUCUUCUUUUUUGUUUGUCUGCUAGCCAUCAUGACCGCUUUAGCUCAGCCAGUGUGGGCUCUGCUAUUUUAUAACCCCCACCAUGUGACCGUAAUUUACUGAGUAAUGCCCCUUUAAUCAAUUAAUGAAACAAUGUCUGCUUGCUAUAUCUCAAGCCCCUUUAAUUAAUCAAAUAGUGUCUACUCGCUAUCUCAAGCACCUUUAAUCAAUAAAUCAAAUAGUGUCCGAUUGCUAUUUCAAAUAAUUUCAAUUAACUUCAAACUUCAUGGAAAGGUUAGUCACCAUUAUCCAGCUGUACUUUAUGAAUUAUCUGACCAUGAUUUAUAGAGUUAUUCCCCCUUGGUUUAUCAAUGCAAUCCUACAUGCAUUCCGAUGUGUUUUAUUGCACUCGAUCACUUCUCCUUUGACAUAAAAGAAACUCACAAAUAUUUCAUAAUUUUCAAUGAUGCAAACUACUGAUUCAACAUGUGAAGGGCGUAAUAUGUACCACUUCGCGGUGACCCUGUUAAACUUGAAAAUAAAUAAAUAACUCUAAAAUUA